AUGUGGAACACCCCAGAUUCGAAACGGAACAUUGAUGCCAUUGCCCGCGUCAACUUCCUCCAUAGCCGUUGGAGACAAGCCGGCAAGAUCUCCAACGACGACAUGUUGUACACUCUCAGUCUCUUUGUUUUGGAGCCCAUGCGUUGGGCAGCCUUAUACGAGUGGAGAGACCUCACUAUGUUCGAGAAAAAUGCUCUGGCAAUCUUCUGGAAAGACUUAGGAAACGAAAUGGGCAUCUCCUACGAAUGUCUGGCACCAUACACGCACAAAGAGAACGACGCUCUUGCCUGGCUUGAAUCACUUCAGAAAUGGUGUUCAAAGUACCAAGAACAUCAUAUGGUCUAUGCUAUCGCCAACGAAAAGCUCGCCCGUGCGAACGUGAAACUUCUUCUCAUGGAUUUUCCGAAGUUCACGCACGAUUUCGUCUUCAAGCAACUGCGUUGUCUUAUGGAACCCCAACUUCGACACGCCUUUGGGUGA
Molecule: messenger RNA, 480 nt
Organism: Colletotrichum spaethianum
Lineage: Eukaryota; Fungi; Ascomycota; Sordariomycetes; Glomerellales; Glomerellaceae
Product: mycophenolic acid synthesis protein B
Exons: 1
Coding region: 1-480 (159 amino acids)
Molecular function (GO): oxidoreductase activity
Source: RefSeq, a predicted model, not a curated record